Messenger RNA from Mesorhabditis belari, 450 nucleotides. NCBI's taxonomy places the organism in Eukaryota, Metazoa, Nematoda, Chromadorea, Rhabditida, Rhabditidae. The record is from the annotation of a GenBank genome assembly.
AUGGAAGCAGAGCAACGAUUGCAAGGAGGAGAAUGCUCGACCACCUCAUUCACCACUCAAUCCACCCAUCAAUUCCAACACAUUCGAACUACGAAUCAACAGUCACAAAUAUCAAGUAAUCGAGACAUUUCAAAGAAAUGUUUCGCAUUGUUUUUGAUGAUUGUUUGCCUUAUGUGUUUAAUCUCACCCAUUGAAGCUGCUCGAGAAAGAAGACCCAAAAGUGGAUGUAGUAAGUUACGGAAUCCAAUUGUAGCUGAAUUAUUGGAAAAGGUUUGUUUAAUGUGUCACGAGAUGUAUUCCCACGAUAAACCCAAUCUACACGCACACUGCCGUAAAAGCUGUUUCCGAAAUCCGGUAUUCGAAGAGUGCGCGAAACAGUUCGGUUCUCAGCAACCCCUUUCCGGUCUUCCAUUUGAUCGACAAACUCUCUCAUUUUCCGGUGCUUCUCUG